GGCGCAGACUCUCCAACAACACUUAUGAAGACUGACAUUUAUCAGUUAGGCAUAAAAAAAAGUAACAUAACUACGCUACUUAAUCCGCUUCCCUCCCUUGAUUCGUUUACUCUGGCUGCGUACAGCUCCUGUACACUAGUGAAACGAGAAAGUAUUAGGACCUAAGUAAAAACUAUGUCUGAUACAGACAAGUCGAGACGGAUUAAAGACCUAGAUGCAUUUUUGGAAGAAAGUCUUCGCGAAAAACAACCCGAGGAAGUUAAAGAAUUUUAUGAAUCAUGGGCAAAUACGUAUGACGAGGAAGUAUCCCUCUUCAAUUAUAAUGGACCAAAGUUAAUGGCUAAAGAAUUUGCAAAGUUGAAUGUACCAAAAAAUGUUGAAGUCAUAGAUAUAGCAGCUGGAACAGGUGCUUUGGGCGAGGAGCUUAAAGCCUUAGGUUACACCUGCAUUGAUGCUUUAGAUGGAACUAAAGGUAUGCUGGAAGUUGCAAGAAAGAAAAAUAUCUACAGGAAUUUAUUUCAGUUCCUUUUCGGUUGUGACGACAAAUCACCAAUAACUAACGGUACUUACGACUUAGCUGUUUCAUGUGGAGGAAUUGGUCCAGGACAUAUUCCAUACAGUGCUUUUCAUGACAUUCUAGCCAUGGUAAAACAAGGAGGCUUAGUCUGUUGGUUAACGGUCAACCCCAAAGAAGGAGAAGAGAAGGAAACAUUCAACAGUGUAAUAACCGAGUUAAAGGACAGUGGGAAGUGGGAAGCUGUGCAAGAUCCGGUUCGUGUAGAGGAGUUUUAUAAAAAGGAGUUUGCGUUAUUUUACGUAAUGAAAAAACUGUAAUCUUUGCAAAAAAAUGAUAAAAUGUUAUUUUGCACUAUGUGAAAAAUAACUCAAUUAUCACAUACUAUUAACAUUUGUCUAUUAAAUGUAGCAAAUCAAUAGUAUUAGAACUUACAGUGAAAUAAAACGUCUGUGUAAAUUUA
This is a messenger RNA of Limulus polyphemus (Atlantic horseshoe crab), 977 nucleotides long. Its product is annotated as methyltransferase-like protein 27. Lineage: Eukaryota; Metazoa; Arthropoda; Merostomata; Xiphosura; Limulidae. The coding region runs from base 175 to 834 and encodes 219 amino acids. The transcript has 6 exons. The record is from RefSeq and is a predicted model, not a curated record.